Arabidopsis lyrata subsp. lyrata is the source of this 854-nucleotide messenger RNA. RefSeq lists its product as uncharacterized. Gene Ontology annotation, cellular component: intracellular membrane-bounded organelle. The transcript is spliced from 6 exons. Bases 80 to 607 code for a protein of 175 amino acids. Lineage: Eukaryota; Viridiplantae; Streptophyta; Magnoliopsida; Brassicales; Brassicaceae. The record is from RefSeq and is a predicted model, not a curated record.
CCCUAACCCAACUCGGGUUCCGUGGAGUCGGUGAGGAAGAUAAGAAGAGUCAAGCUGAUUUGAGUUCUUCAGAAUUCUUAUGGCGAUUUCGAAAGGUAGAUUGAAAGCUUGGUUCGAUAAGAAGAUCAGUGAACCACUUGUCCAGAUCUUGCGCAGAGGUGCUGAGCCAAAGCAGCUGGCUUUUUCUGCGGCAUUGGGUAUUACCAUGGGAGUAUUUCCAAUCUGCGGUGUUACCGUGUUGCUAUGUGGCGUGGCUAUUGCGUCGCUUGGAUCUCUUUGUCAUGCUCCAACUGUGAUGUUGGCUAACUUCAUUGCUACUCCAAUAGAACUUAGUCUUGUGGUGCCUUUCUUACGACUUGGCGAAAAAAUAACCGGUGGACCUCAUUUUCCUUUAACAUCUGAUGCCCUAAAGAAGGUUUUCACCGGUCAAGCUUCCCGAGAUGUUUUUAUAAGCAUUGGAAAUGCGCUACUAGGAUGGCUCAUAGCAGCUCCAUUUGUGAUCGUUGCACUAUACAUCCUUUUUCUCCCAUGUUUCAAAAUCCUUGUCCGCAAAUUCAGCUCUGCUGAUCCAACCGCAAAGACACCUACAAAGGAAAGGAUCGCUUAAAAUCAAACAGUUCUUGGUUUCUACAAUGCUAGAGCAUUGGAGUUUCUAUAACCUUAUGUUCUGCAAUAUCGAUGCUGAGGUCCGUGUUUGAAUUAUCUGUAACAAUAAACCUCCCUGUAAAUUACAGUGUUUGAAACAGUUUAGACCUUAGGAGGAGAAUGUCAAAGGGAAAUAUAGAAGACAAGUCAUGUACUCAUAUUGUGUCUAAAUAUAUAAUGAGAAGGCAGAUAAAUGUUUUCAAGAUAAA